Molecule: messenger RNA, 1609 nt
Organism: Chironomus riparius
Lineage: Eukaryota; Metazoa; Arthropoda; Insecta; Diptera; Chironomidae
Source: the annotation of a GenBank genome assembly
AAAAUAAUUGUUGUCGAUUUAUCGGAGUGUUACGUCGAGAUAUUUAAAGAAGAAAAUUUGAAAUUUUUAAUAAGUUUAAAGCAUAUUUGGAUGUUCAUUGAUCUGUAAAUUUGUUGUAUUAGAGCUUAAUAAGAGAUUGAUAUAUAAUUAAGAGGGAAGAAGCUACCUGAAAAAUCAAUAAAAAUUGUCUACAAAAAAGGAGUAUUAAAAUGCCUCGGCCAAAAAAACGUACAGCAACUAAUCCAUCCGAAGAGAUUGAGACUACAAAAAGACAAAAAACAGCUUCUAGAUCAAAGCAUUCACAAGAAGAAUCCCGAUUUAAUACAAAUCGCUUGAUUGCUUGGUUCAAGCAAUACACUACAGAUGAUCCAUCACAACUGGAACCCGAAGGAAUGGAGAGGUUUUGUCAAGAUAUUAAAGUUGAGCCUGAAGACAUUGUAAUGCUUGUUAUAGCUUAUAAGAUGAAUGCAAAAAACAUGGGAUAUUUUACCCAAACUGAGUUCUUGAAAGGCCUUUCAGAUCCAGAGGUUUUAUGUGAUACACCUACCAAGCUAAAAAACAAACUCGAUUACUUUUACAACCUCAUAGAUGAUCCGCAAUCGUUUAAAAUGAUAUUUAGAUAUGCUUAUGAUUUUGCAAGGGAUAAAGAUCAACGUUCAAUGGAUAUUGAAACAGCUAAAGCAAUGCUGUCACUAUUAUUGUGUAAAUCAUGGCCGUUAUUUCCUGAAUUCGCAGAAUUCCUCGAGCAACAACCAAAGGCACCGCGAGUAAUCAACAAAGAUCAGUGGAAUAAUAUCUUUGAAUUCAGUCGGACAAUCAAUACAGACUUAAGCAACUACAGCAUUGACGGAGCUUGGCCAGUAUUACUUGAUGAUUUCGUCGAAUACUUGCAAAGAAAGCGACAAGGGAAUAGUAGUUGAGAAUUGUACUAUUUUUAACUCGCUGCACUUCACUUCAAAACUACUAAUAAUACCUUAAAAAAAUAAUCCAGUAAUAAUUUAUUCCAAAAAAAAAGAAAGAAAGAGAAGAAUAUAGCCAGGAGGAAGCAUAAACACAAUACAUGAGUUACUCAAUAAAUAAAUCUUUUGAAAUCAAAGGAUACGAAUUAACUAGGAUACAUACAGAACAGACAAAAAAGGAAACAAUUUCAAGUAUCGAGAACGAAAAGGAAUCUCAUAAGAAGAAUUAAAAAAAAAAACAAUAUUUGGAACUGAUUUUUCGGAAGUUUAUUAAGUGAUUUUGUGCAAAUUAUUAAAUUUUUUGUAAGAGAAUAUCAAGAGUCGGAAUCGACUAACGCGCAUUUUUGUUGACCUAAUCAGUAAAUUGAUUAAAUUUUCAGCUGAUAAUUUCGUGCUAUUACUAAAUCCAUUUCUUAUGCACAAAUUUUUAGUAUUAAUUCAGCCAAGGUUAAUAGCUCGCUUAAGUUUACAAAAAUGUUGCAAAAUAUAAAAUAAGUGGAUCUCAAAAACAUUAUCAUGUAUUCAAAAUCUUUAAGUGUAUUUUUUUUUAUCCAAAUAACUUGCUUCGUAUUUUUUUUUUAAAUCAUAAUUUUUGUGGGAUCCACUUCCACUUAGUACUAUGUGGUAAAAAAAUAUCUUUGAUAGCCAUU